AUGAUGAUUAUGAAUCGAAUGGAGAACAAUAGGAGAGGAGAUGAAACGAGAGUUAUAGUAUUAUUGUUACUGUUUUUCACGCUAAGCACAUGUUUAGUUCAAGGCUAUGUAGAUACAAUAUGUCCUCCACAAGAGCUCAUUUUGCCAUGCAGAUGCUCACAAAAAGGUUCCGAGCUACAAAUUUGGUGCUCGCAUUCUGACCUGCCACGAGUCUUGAAUGGAAUCAAGUCAACAUCAAAAGCAAUUAAUCGUCCCAUUGAUGAGCUCAUUUUGGAAAAUAAUUUCCUCCCAUCACUUCCCGGUCGAGCUUUUGCACAGUUACAAAUUACACGAUUGAUGUUGAGACAUAAUGGCUUGGAAAGAUUAUCUUCAGGAUGGCUUAAUGAUGUUGAGAAUAAUUUAGUUGAAAUUUUUAUUGUCGAAAGAGGCUUACGGAGCAUUCCGAUUGACAGUUUAUAUGGAUUAAGGAACUUAGAGGCUAUAACAAUUCAAAGUGAAAGUAUGAAGAGAUGUCCUGAAUUUUCUGGUCUUUUAAAGCUGAGAUACAUUAACAUUGAAAGCUCAUCCUUAAUUGAGUUAUCUCCACUUGGAUUCCGUGACUUGCUUGGAUUAGAAUCUGUAACAAUUAAUGGCAAUAAAGGACUUACGAGGCUAGAAAGUCAAUUAUUUACAGACUUGCCAAAACUCAAAGCAGUAAAUUUACAAAACAACGGAAUUGCAUGGAUUCAUCUAAGGACAUUCUCUUCCGGACUUCAAUCACUACAAACACUUGAUAUAAGCCGUAAUCGUAUCAUAGAUGCUGGAAUGGUUGGACGCGCAAUUAAAGAUUUGCGAAAUUUGGAAGUGCUUAAUUUAAGUCAUAAUUUUAUUGAGGUUUUAACUGAGGCAAGUUUCGUUGAUUUACCAAGCUUAAAAGAGCUCAGACUCGAUCACAAUCUCUUACAAGAAUUACAUCAUGGAGCAUUUCAUCGUGUACCAUCUCUUAAAGUCGUUCAUUUGGAAAAUAAUCGCUUGCGGCAUGUUCAUCCCGAAUCAUUUUUGAUGUCAUCAGGUCGUGGGAUUGAAAUCAUUUAUAUCCAAAAUAAUGAUAUUGAGAGAAUUGCAGAAGUACGAUCAAUCCUUGAUGCCUUACCAACACUUCGAUAUCUUGACUUGAGCAAUAAUAAGUUGACGGAAAUUCCUUUUGGUGCUUUGCAUGGUCAUGGAACGUUGGAACAAUUACAGUUGGAUGACAAUCAGUUGAGAUUAAUUGAACGAGAUGCUAUUAUGGCAAUGCCUUCACUCAGAGAAUUGAGAUUGAGAAAUAAUAGCUUGACAGAUUUACUUCCAAUGCCGUUUUGGAACUUACCUGCUCUUAAAGGCCUUGACGUAUCCUUUAACAAAUUCAGACGAUUGGAACCGAUUUUCUUCGUCGGACUUCCUUCAUUAAGACGAUUUGAUAUCAGUGAAAAUUCCCUAUCCUACAUUGAUCAGAAUGUCUUCAAGAACUCUCCAAUGCUGGAAACAGUCAACAUCUCAGUAAACGAACUCUCAUCAAUUGACCGUAACACUUUUGGAUCUCUGACUAAUCUCUUUGAAUUGGAUGCAAAUAACAACAAUUUAAAGGAAAUGAUUUCCGGUCUACCGCGCGCAAUUGAAAGGGUCAGCAUACGAAACAAUCAAAUCGUAAAUCUUGCAGCAACACCACACACAUUUGAUCUUCCGAAUCUCCGCAUGAUUGACUUGAGUAGCAAUGGAUUGUCACAUGUUCGUCAAGUUUUUACAAGAAGCCCUCAAUUGAGGGUGAUUCAUUUGGCAAAAAAUAAAUUGACCUCAAUCGACGAGACUAGCUUUUUGGGACUUAACCAUCUAGAGCAAUUGAAUCUUCAAGAUAAUAUGAUUAAUUCUAUGCAUGAAAUGAGUACGGCUGGAAUGAGUAAUUUGAUUGAGUUGAAUUUACAAGGCAAUCGUUUACAAAUAUUUCAUGACAAAAUACUUGAUAAUACACCAAACAUGGAACGACUCGACUUAUCACGAAAUAAUAUAAUUGAGGUCAUGCCGAAUGCAUUUCGUAAAUCCAGAUCACUACAGAAUUUAGAUUUGUCUGGAAACUCAUUGAAAGAAUUGCCUGAAAGUCUCGAUAACUUGGCUAAUCUAAAAGAUAUUGAUGUCAGUUUUAAUAAUAUUGGACUUUUAGACCCAGAAGUCAUUAAAUCAUGGAGAAAUUUAGAAGAAUUCAGAGCAUCAAAUAAUAAAAUUAAAGAAAUUGUUCAAGAAAGCUUUAAGAAUCUCCCGAACUUGCAAUACAUUGAUCUUUCAAGCAAUGAUAUAGCCACGAUUCAUCGAAGUGCUGUAAGAAACUUACCAGAAUUACAGGAAGUAGUUUUGGCUGAUAAUCGACUUGCUGAAUUGAGGGAAAGAGCUUUUGAAGAUCUACCAAACUUACAAGCUGUUCAUUUACAACAAAAUAAUUUGAGAAUGGUAUCACCAGAUACCUUUUAUAACUCUCCAUCUAUUUUGUAUUUGAACUUAUCAACUAAUCAAUUCCGUCAUUUGGAAAACUUAAACUUAAGAAAUGUUAAGAAUUUGGAGGUGCUUGAUCUGUCAAACAAUGAAAUUCGAAGAGUUUCUUCUCAUCCAUUAAGAGGACUCGAUUGGCUUGUUGAGUUGAAAUUGAAUGAUAACAGGAUUUGUAAGAUCCAGGGUGAACCAUUUUCAGCAAUGCCUAGGUUACGAGUUCUCAAUUUAAGGAACAACAGAAUGGGUCGUUUGCAUGAGACUAAUUUCAGAAAUCUUAGGAGCAACAUUGCCAUUCUAGAUGUCGAAGGAAAUCCAAUUGACUGUUCUUGCGAUACUUUGUGGCUUAGAGCAUGGCUUCAAGAAUCAAACUCAUUACCUGGACCGAGCUGCCGUGAUGGAACAAGGUUACGAGAUUUAGAUUUAAACAGACAGAAUUGCAACCCAGAUCCUGAUCAAGUAUCAUUAACAAAUGAGCAUGGUGACAUGUUCUUAAGAAGCAAUGAUUUUGAUGAUUGUGGACCAAUAAGUGGUGAAGGAUAUGAAGAAUUCCCACCAAAUAUUCAACCAUACUAUAACAGCAAUCAAAGACCAUCUCCAGCGGAGAGUGACUACUUUUAUGAUCAAUAUGUAGAUUUCCCAAUUAAUGACACAAUCAACAAUUCAUUGAACAGUUCAAACUUGAGACUUAAUCAAACAAAUUCACCUUAUAUUGACUUUAAUCAAAAUAAAUUUACACUUAAUCAAUUCCCACCAACACCACCACAACCGACUUCAGCAUUUACAUUUUUCGGACAGCCAUUGCCAAGUUUGAAUAUUGGAAAUAUUUGGGGACAAGGAAGAACUGCUAAUACACGUGCAACAUCUGGAGAAAUGGGACCAACACGUGGAAAAGGAAGAGUUCAAAUAUUCAAGCCAGGCGAUCCGGAACUUCAAGUUCUUUUCAAUCGACCAAAUAAUGAUUUAGGCUCAGUUGAUUCUAAGAUUCGUGAACCAGCAGCUUCAAUUAAAAAUCCAAUCGUCAAUCCACCACUGAACAAAAUAGAAGAAAAGCUUUACAGACCAUUUUUCCAAACUCCAUUCUCACAGCCCAAACUUGAAUAUUCAAAAGAGUCACAUGACAAAGGAUUCUCACAGCCUAAACCAGAAAAAGGAUUCUCACCAAUGAUUCCAGGUGUUAGCGUGGGAGGAUUCAUUCCAAUUGAUGACCCAGCUGUUAAAAAUGAAAGUGUAAAAAUCCACAAAGACAAUAGGUAUGAAGAAAGCACGACAAAAUUGAAUGUGGAAGAGGAAAAUAUUUUGAAGCAAGUUCCGCUCGUGACUAAAGCUGAUUCAGCGACGAAGCGAACAAUAAUAAAGACCCCGGAAAAUUAUAUAGCUCAAAUUGAAAAGGUUGUCCUAGAUAAGGUUGGAACUACAACAACAAGAAGUCACUUGACAACAUCCAUUUCUCCUAUUUUGUCGACACUUUAUCAGAAACCUGAAUUGAUCACUGAGAGAUCACAUUUUGAGGAAUCAACGACAAAUGAUUCGGAAAGUGAAGAAUCCUCCCAUGAGAAUGUCCCGCAGAAUAGCAAUAAAUACGAUAAAUUUAGCAAGUUCGAGGAACCAGUGCGAUCACAUUCUCAAAAUGAACAAUUCCGAUCUAAUACUCAAAAUGGUCAGGUUCGAUUAAAUAAUUCAAAUGAUCAAUUUAAAUCCAGCACCAAAAAUGAACAAUUCAGAUCCAAUAUUCAAAAUGAACAGUUUAGAUCCAAUACUCAAAAUGAACAGUUAAGACCCAAUAUUCAAAAUGAUCAAUUUAGAUCAAACACCCCAAUUGAUCAAGUAAGAUCACAUUCAGCAGAAAUAAUUCGUUCAAAUACCCCAGAAAUAAUUCAUACAUCUACAUAUCCAUCAAGUACAUCAACAUUUAACUAUCAGACAUCUACAGUUACUUCUACAACUACAGCAUCGAUUGAGACUUCAUCCACAGAUUCACACAUCAAUGAUGAUGAAAAUGGAAGUUCUGAACUGUCAGCAGAUCACUUAAUAGCUCCAGGAAGUAUAAUAACACAACAUGAUGUGACCAGCAAUAAACCAACAUUGUCAAUUUCUAAACCAGGAAAGAUUACAAAAGUUUUCACACCCGCACCACCCAUAUCCAACAGUAAUGAAAUUUCAAAACUAUUGAGUCCAUUUUACUCACAACAACAGUCAACGGAACCGGCAAAUAACUAUGACAAUGAGUUUCAACCAAAUAAUAAUGUUUAUCAUAAAACAUUUGACGACGACAGAGAGAUAAGCUCAGAGAAAUCAACUGGACAGUAUGAGCGUGAAGAUAUGCAAUGGUACUUCCAAAAUUACCACAACCAAACACAUUCAAGUCCAAUUUUAAAUUACAAUUUACAACCAUAUGAUAAUAGCGCCUAUAACUCAUCACCUGUUUUAAGUUUAUCAUCUAAAUUGAUAGCCCUGAUUGUGAUAACAUUUUAUUUUUCGUUUUAG
Messenger RNA from Chironomus riparius, 4983 nucleotides. NCBI's taxonomy places the organism in Eukaryota, Metazoa, Arthropoda, Insecta, Diptera, Chironomidae. The record is from the annotation of a GenBank genome assembly.